GGUUGCUAGUCAAACUAAGAAAGAAAGCGAGAAAACAAGAAGUAGUGAGAAGAAGGGAGAGAAUGGAGGAAAAGGCAAAAGCUGAGCAGAAGAAGAUAGGUAUGACCGAGACUUGGUUGAAGAAGCACCGUCUUCUUUACAAUGGAGCCACUAGACACCCUCUUAUUAUUAGCAUUCGCGAUGGCACCAUCAACACUGCUUCCUUCAAAACAUGGCUCGCACAGGAUUACUUGUUCGUUCGGGCGUUUGUCCCAUUUGUGGCUAGUGUGCUGAUAAAAGCGUGGAAGGAAUCAGAUUGCAGUGGUGACAUGGAAGUCAUAUUGGGGGGCAUGGCUUCUCUGGAGGAUGAGAUUUCAUGGUUCAAGACAGAAGCCAACAAGUGGGGUAUUUCACUUUCUGACGUUGUUCCUCAGCAGGCUAACAAAAACUAUUGUGGGUUGCUGGAAAGUUUAAUGAGUCCAGACGCGGAAUAUACUGUGGCUAUUACAGCAUUUUGGGCUAUUGAAACGGUGUAUCAAGAGAGCUUUGCCCACUGCAUUGAAGAAGGCUCCAAAACCCCACCAGAACUGAAGGAGACUUGUGUAAGAUGGGGCAAUGAGGCCUUUGGUAAGUAUUGCCAAUCUCUGCAGAACAUUGCCAAUAGAUGCUUGCAAAAGGCUUCUGAUGAAGAACUCAAAAAGGCUGAAGUUAUGUUGCUAAGUGUCCUUGAGCAUGAAGUUGAAUUCUGGAACAUGAGCCGUGGAAAUGUCUGAUAUGGUUCAAGAAGCCUUCAAUGUAUGAAUAUAAUAAAAUCAUCUAAGCCUAGGGAAAUACUGCAUAUGUUAUUGUUCGGUUGGAUCAUUCACAGCGUAAUGUACUGCGUGAAAUGUUUACUUUCCUAGAAAAAAUAGAGUAAAUUAGAACUGAGAAAAUUAAAGAAAUAAUAAAGGAAUUCUACUAGUUUGAAAAAGCUCAAA
This is a messenger RNA of Glycine soja, 956 nucleotides long. Its product is annotated as probable bifunctional TENA-E protein. The record is from RefSeq and is a predicted model, not a curated record. The coding region runs from base 63 to 752 and encodes 229 amino acids. Gene Ontology annotation, cellular component: cytosol. The transcript is spliced from 3 exons. Lineage: Eukaryota; Viridiplantae; Streptophyta; Magnoliopsida; Fabales; Fabaceae.